This is a messenger RNA of Equus caballus (horse), 1378 nucleotides long. The record is from RefSeq and is a predicted model, not a curated record. NCBI's taxonomy places the organism in Eukaryota, Metazoa, Chordata, Mammalia, Perissodactyla, Equidae.
UUCUGUCUGUGUAAGCCUCAGCAAGAGUGUCAGUCUCACUCGCUUUUCGUUUCCUUAUCUAUAAAAUGGAGAUAAUAACGUUUACCUCACAGGGAUGUUGCCUCAAUUAAGGCAAAUAAUACAGAAAACGUCCUGUAGUGCAGAGACUGGCACAGUGAAAGCUGCUCAAAUCCACCCUCUCAAUGGUUCUUCUAGAAUCGCAUCCUGCAAGAUCAUCGGUUCCAACCGUGCUUUUCUGCACUGUGUGCCGUGCUGCACACUGAGAUGACAUUUGACUGCCCAGCAUAACUUACCCCCUUACGUCCCAUCUCUCUGGCCUGGGCUCUCCUGACGAUCAUCCUUUCCUCUCUCUGAUGUACUUAAAAUCCGCCUUCCUUGAGUCAGGAACCAGUGCUUUUUGCCCUGGGGCCUCCUGUUCUGUUAUUGUCCCCCUGGGCUGUCAUGAGGUACCCCUGCUACUGUGACCUGCCUCCUUGCUUUGACCUUCCAAUUUUAUUCAGACUCAUCUUUAGCUCUUAACUUGUGCCUUCCGGCCUCUGCGCUACCCUCACGGAAAUGAGAGUUCAUAGCCCUUCUCUUCUCUCUCUGAUUGCAGUCAGGGGUUUUCCUUGCAAAAGCCCUUGCCCCUGCCACCUGCCUCCGCCUUCCGUUGCACUCCCACCUCACUGCCUCAGCUUUCCCCGGGACGUGGGGCAGAGGGAGGAACCUCUCGGGGCACCAGAGAAGGAGGAAGGUGCAGAAGUGCCAGGACCCGUGGCUGUACCUCCCUGCUCUGCUCAAGGGGAAGUGGUCCUUAUCCAUGGAUGUUUGCUGUUGGGAUGGAUGACUGCCUCCAAAUGUUCUGAGGAAACAGUAAGAGAUUUUUGUCCAUUCCCUGGCAGACCUCACUCUACAGACAGUGCCACACACAGAAAGAUGACCCUGCCACUUGCUAAUAGAUGCUCAAGGACACAGAUUAGAAUCUUACCAAUGGCCGGUCCUGAUCCCGAAUGCCAUCGCACGGAAAUGAUUAAGAAAGAAGAAGAACGUCUGAGAGCUUCUGCUCACCAGGAGACGGUCCAUCCGCGGGCGAAGCAGACCCAGCAGGGGCCGAGUGUCCCCUACCAGGACCCCAGCAGUGACGAGGAGGAGGAGGAGGAAGGCGACGAAGCUGUUAAAAACCACGACCCAGGGGAACUCCGAGGUGGCGAGCCCUCCAGAAAGAGGAAAGUGGAGGGGGAAGAGGAAGAGGACGACUGAGGCAGAAAAUGUGCCCUCACUGGAUAUCUUGUUCUCAACAGUUUGUUUUAAAACAAUGAAAUGCCUUGUUUUGACUGAAAUGAUGAACUGAGUUGCUUUGGCAUCAUCCUAAUUGUGAAUAAAAUAUGUUCAGAAGCAA